Dryobates pubescens (Downy woodpecker) is the source of this 834-nucleotide messenger RNA. RefSeq names its product sodium channel modifier 1 (gene SCNM1). NCBI's taxonomy places the organism in Eukaryota, Metazoa, Chordata, Aves, Piciformes, Picidae. The transcript is spliced from 8 exons. Gene Ontology annotation, cellular component: nucleus. Gene Ontology annotation, biological process: RNA splicing. The record is from RefSeq and is a predicted model, not a curated record. Bases 58 to 834 code for a protein of 258 amino acids.
AGGGGGCGGUUCCCAUAGCAACCGCGGGUGGGCUCCGCCGCCGCCGCCGCCGCCGCGAUGUCCUUCAAGCGGGAGGGAGACGACCCCGGCCAGCUGGGAGUGCUGCAGAGGAGACGCAUCGCAGACCUGCUGGCCAACUACAUCCCGGAGGAGGAGGCCCUGCUGCUGCGGAGUGGGAGGUAUGCCUGCACCGUCUGUGCUCACCGCCCUGUCUUCGACACGCUGGAGGUGCUGACGGUGCACAGGGCUGGCAAGAAGCACCAGAGCAGCCUGCAGCGCUUCUACGGCAGGAAGGGCUCAGCCCAGGACGUGACCCAGCAGCACUGGCAGGAGGAGGAGGUGCAGGCAGAGGAGGAGGGCUCCCCAGCCCCUCUGUUGGCACGGACCAGGAGGAUCACUCACAGUGCACUGCUGAAAGCUGCUCCCUACAGCAGCUGCUGCAGGAGGGCAGGGGUGCCUGGAAGCAGCUCUCGAGCUGCUGUGGCCCAGGCAGGGCCAACCUCUGCCCUGCCUCUGCCAGAGCCACCCCAGGAGGACAGAGGAGCCACAGCUGCCACCCCUGUGGCACUGCUGCCAGGGCACCGCCGCGGGCGGGCAGACACCCCUAGGGCAGCUGCAGCCCGGAAGCAGCGAGGGGGCAAAGGAAAGGCCUCGGUGGCAGCCCCCAGCCCGCCCCAAGCCCCCAGCCCCACACGGCGCCAGGCCCUGGAGCGCUACCUGCAGCUGCGGAGCUCUGGCUGGCUUCAGGACCCCUCUGGCAAGUGGGUGAAGGAUGAGACAGUUGAGUUCGACUCGGACGAGGAGGAGCCUCCAGCGCUGCUGCCCCCAGCCUGA